Molecule: messenger RNA, 719 nt
Organism: Brachypodium distachyon (stiff brome)
Lineage: Eukaryota; Viridiplantae; Streptophyta; Magnoliopsida; Poales; Poaceae
Exons: 2
Coding region: 134-514 (126 amino acids)
Source: RefSeq, a predicted model, not a curated record
UAAAAAAAAGAAGACCAUCCAUACACGCUCUCUCCUCUCUCAAGUCUCAACUCAACCUCCCCCGUCCCCAGCCGGCCGGUGCCCACUCCAGAGUCCAGACGCACGCGAUUGAGCGGCUGCGCCGGAGCCGCGCAUGGCCGCGCCGUUCGCGCGCGUGCCGUUGCUACGGGUGCCCAGCCAGUCCUGCCCCGCCUCCCGGAUCGUCCCGCGCAACUUCCUCCGGCCGUCGUUGUCCGCCGCCGCCGCCGUAGGAGGCGCGGGCGGGCCCGUGCUCCGCACAUGCAAGAAUUGCAAGAAGCAGUACGACCCGGCGACGAAUAGUCGAUCGUCCUGCCGCUACCACACGGCCCACUUUGGAGGAGAAACAAAGAGAAAAUUUGAAAGUGUCCAUGCUGGUGGAACCAUGGAUACUCCGGGUUCAGGCAAAGUGCUCCAGUACUGGCAUUGUUGUGGGUCAGAAGAUCCAUUUGAUGCUGGGUGUACUGCUGCUCCUCACUGUUCAUAUGAUGAUUGAAUACCUGGUUCCUGAUGUGUCCAUUGUGCUCUUGUGAAUUGUGAUACUACUAUUGUUUCACAUGAAUAGUCAUCCACAGAUUGUUUAUUUUUCCCUUAUGUGUUCUUGUUUAGCUGUCUUCCAAUAUUUGGAAACUGAAUGUUCUGUGAGUCUAAUUUGGAAACUGAAUGCUCCCUCGGUAUAUUUUUAGUCUAUAUUAUUCUUA